AUGGCAAGCCAAGCAUGCUGUAACACUCCCCCCAAAGGAGAGCCAGCCGUUGUAUCGGAGGAUCAAAUCGAUCAAGCGGCAGGAGUUAACCUGUACGUGUUCGGUGAUCGGAAAGCCAAGCGAGGUGUGGUGCUUGUGUACGAUAUCUUCGGACUCUACCCACAGACCAAGCAAGGAGCAGCGCUCCUUGCGAAGGAAUUAGACUGUCUGGUUAUCAUUCCAGACUUCUUCAAUGGAGAAGCAGCGAAUAUUGAAUGGGUGGGGAUGGAUACUGCCGAAAAAAGAGACAAUAUGAUGGGGUUCUUUGCGAACAAAGCAAGCCCUGAAAAGAAUCUAGCAACCCUCUACUCCGUCACGAAUGAGACCAAGAGUCUCUAUGCCACCGUUGAAAAAUGGGCUGUUUUAGGAUUAUGCUGGGGUGGAAAGCUCGCUGCAUUGGCUUCUACUGAUCAGACGCCGUUUGUGGCCUCUGGUCAAACCCACCCUGCGCUUCUCGACAUAGCAGAUGCUAGACGCAUGGCCAUACCGCACAUCUGUCUAGUUUCCCCCGAUGAACCUGCAGACAUCCUCAACCCGUAUAAGGAAGCAUUGCCGGACCACUCCGAGUUUGAGCUAUACGGUACGAUGUUCCAUGGGUGGAUGGGAGCACGAGCAAACCUUGAGGACGAGAAGAAUCUCCUAGAGUUUACUAGAGGAUAUAAGCAGGUGGCCGCCUUUUUCAAGCGAUGGCUAUAA
This is a messenger RNA of Penicillium expansum, 735 nucleotides long. Its product is annotated as dienelactone hydrolase family protein. The record is from RefSeq and is a predicted model, not a curated record. Bases 1 to 735 code for a protein of 244 amino acids. The transcript is spliced from 5 exons. Gene Ontology annotation, molecular function: hydrolase activity. Lineage: Eukaryota; Fungi; Ascomycota; Eurotiomycetes; Eurotiales; Aspergillaceae.